Messenger RNA from Aethina tumida (small hive beetle), 519 nucleotides. Its product is annotated as sex-determining region Y protein-like. The record is from RefSeq and is a predicted model, not a curated record. Lineage: Eukaryota; Metazoa; Arthropoda; Insecta; Coleoptera; Nitidulidae. The transcript has a single exon. Bases 1 to 519 code for a protein of 172 amino acids.
AUGGUGAGUAAAAAGAGGUUUGUGAUUGACUGCGAGGAUCCAAUGGAGAUGUUGGUUCAAAUGGACCAUAAGGAGUAUGAGGACCAUAAGGAGUAUGAGGAUCAUAAGGAGUAUGAGGACCAUAAGGAGUAUGAGGACCAUAAGGAGUAUGAGGACCAUAAGGAGUAUGAGGACUAUAAGGAGUAUGAGGACCAUAAGGAGUAUGAGGACCAUAAGGAGUAUGAGGACCAUAAGGAGUAUGAGGACCAUAAGGAGUAUGAGGACCAUAAGGAGUAUGAGGACCAUAAGGAGUAUGAGGACCAUAAGGAGUAUGAGGACCAUAAGGAGUAUGAGGACCAUAAGGAGUAUGAGGACCAUAAGGAGUAUGAGGACUAUAUGGAGUACUUGGACUAUAUGGAGUACUUGGACUAUAUGGAGUACUUGGACUAUAUGGAGUACUUGGACUAUAUGGAGUACUUGGACUAUAUGGAGUGCUUGGACUAUAUGGAGUGCUUGGAGAAUAUGAUGAAGUUGAACUAG